UGGAGCUGGAGUUAUUUUCUUAUUCCCGUUAGCUACUGACACAAGAGAUGAGGCGGCUUGCGCGUUGAAAAUCGGAUGUCGUCACGUCAGUAGAGGUGCUAGAGCGAUCCGCAUAGGAAGUGAGGAUGGCGUUUUCACUGGUAAAUGUUGACACGGGAAGCUAAUGCAAAUGAUAAUACCGAGUGUGGAUCUGUCAGGGGAUGAUGGUGUGAGAUCGCGCGUUUUUAUUGCCCCGCGAUGCUUAUACGGACGAUAUGUGUGGUGCUUGUGACCCAACACCUGGCUGGGAAUGUGACUCCUAUCCCGCUGUCUCCACUGCCACCAGGCCCGCCGCUGAGCGAGCUGAUCAGGCACUACGAGCCGGCGCGCUACGACCGCCGCGCCCUGGCCGAGCACCGCCGCCCCAGGAGGGACCUGGGGCGCCCGCCCGCGCCGCUGCGCCUGCACUUCUCCGCCCUCGGCAGGCAGUUCCGGCUGAGACUGCGGCCCGCGCCGGACGUGUUCGCCCAGGACGUGGUGUUCGAGAGCACCGCGGGCCCGCUCAGCUUCCCGCGCGCCGCCGCCUGCUCCGGCUCGCUCGAAGACGACGACCAGGCGGCCGUGGAGGGCGUGCUGACGGCGGACGGCCUGUUCGACGGCGCCGUGGCCACGGCGGGAGAGCUGUACUACGUGGAGCCGGCGCGCCGCUACGGGGACCUGGGGCGGGCCGUGCACUCGGUGGUGUACCGCGCCUCGGACGUGCGCGCGCCCCCUGGGGCCCCGCUGCUGCACGAGCCCGACGAGCCCUACGACGCCGUGGUCGCCCCGGGGGCGCGCCCCACGCCCGCCUCCUGGCGCCAGCACGUGCAGCGGCGCGCCGUCGUCGACCCCAGCAAGACCACGUGCAUGCUGUACCUGCAGGCCGACCACCUGUUCCACCGCAAGUACGGCAGCGAGGAGGCGUGCAUCGAGGUGAUGACCCGCCACGUGCAGCGCGUCAACGCCAUCUACAAGAGCACGGAUUUCAACCAAGACGGGAAGCCGGACAACAUCAGCUUCAUGAUCAAGCGCAUCAAAGUGCACACGGAGGACGCCCUGCAGGAUCCCACGUACCGCUUCCCGCUCAACUACGGCGUCGAGAAGUUCCUGGAGCUCUUCUCAGAGGAAGACUACGAUGCGUUCUGCCUGGCCUAUAUGUUCACGUACCGGGACUUCGAGAUGGGUACCUUGGGGCUGGCGUGGACUGGAGAUCUGAAGAAUGCCGGCGGCGUUUGCGAGAAGAACGGGCACUACCGCGGGAGCAUGAAGAGCCUGAACACGGGCAUCGUGACGCUGCUCAACUACGGCAAGCACGUCCCGCCGGCCGUGUCCCACGUCACGCUCGCCCACGAGAUAGGACACAACUUCGGCUCGCCGCACGACCCCGAGCAGUGCACGCCCGGGGGCGAGGACGGCAACUUCAUCAUGUUCGCGCGGGCCACGUCCGGGGACAAGAAGAACAACAACAAGUUCUCCCAGUGCAGCUUGAACAGCAUCAACCCCGUGCUGAACGUGAAGGCGCGCAGCACCAAGGGCUGUUUCACAGAGCCGCAGGCGUCGCUGUGUGGCAACGGCGUGGUGGAGCCGGGGGAGGAGUGCGACUGUGGCUGGGAGGAGGACUGCCGCGACUCCUGCUGCUACCCCCAGAGGAAGCACGCGGCCCCCGACGAGCCGCCCUGCCGCCUCACCCCCAACAGCGUCUGCAGUCCCUCGCAGGGUCCGUGCUGCACGGCCGAGUGCCAGCUGAGGUUCGGCGACAAGUGCCGCGACGACAACGGCUGCCGAGAUGCGAGCUUCUGCGACGGGCGCGGCCCGCAGUGCCCGCCCUCCGUCAACAAGCCCAACAAGACGGUGUGCAACCAGGAGUUCGUCUGCUUCAUGGGGGAGUGCACGGGCUCCAUCUGCCUGGCGUACGGGCUGGAGUCGUGCCAGUGCAUCCCGGCGCCUGAGGACUCCAAGACGAAGGCGUGCGAGCUGUGCUGCAAGCUGCCCGGCGAGGGACAGCCGUGCAUGUCCUCGUUCGCCUGGAACGCUGCCCCCUUCGACAUCCCGGACAUGUUCUCCAAGCCCGGGACGCCCUGCAACAACUACAACGGCUACUGCGACGUCUUCCAGAAGUGUCGCGAGGUGGACCCGUCGGGACCGCUGGCGACGCUGCGCAAGCUCCUCUUGUCGGACGAGAGCAUCGCGUCGUUCAAGCUCUGGGUCAGCGAGCACUGGUACGCCGUGAUGUUCAUCGUGUUCGGCCUCAUAUUCGUUUUGGUGCUGAGCGCAAAGCUGUUCUCGAAGCGGCCGAACCCCAAGCUGAAGUCCAUCACGAUCAUCCACAGCUCGACAACGGAGACGGUGCGACUGCCCCCUGAUGGGGAGAGUGGCCAGGUGACGGUCCACCCCGCCGCCGUGCGCUCCAAGCUGCCGCUCAAGCACAAGGUGCGCGAGGCACGCGAGAAACACCGCCUGCACAGACAGCGCGCCAAGGCCAAGGACGGCGCCGCGGGGCCCGCCCCCAGCAAGCCGGCCAAGAGGAAGAGGAAGAAGAAGGCGGUGGGCGACGCAGGUGCGGCCGCGCCCAAGAAGCCGGCGGUGGCGAGCGAGACCGCGCUCAAGCGCAAGCUGCAGAAGUCGAAGCAGCAGCUGCGCGUCAAGAAGCAGAAGAAGGAGGUGAUAGACUACAGCGCGGCUCAGGGGCGAGGCUCGGACAAGCCGGGCGAGGUGCCGGUGGACGCCGCAGAGACCGACCCCGUCGGCAAGGUGAAGAACUGGCUGUUGAGCUCACAGCAGCCGGCGUCCGUCGUCAAGUCCAAGUCGACCCCCACGGGGCUGUCCAAGCCCGUGGUCACCACGCACGCCCCCCGGGGCCAGACGGACAUCCCCAAGUCUCACAGCGCCGGCAACAUCCUGCUGUCCGGCAAGACUGCCCCCGCGAGCAAGGACGGCAGCAAGGUCAAGCUGCAGGUCGUGUACAAGCCUCCGUUCAAGUUCAGUCUCAAGCUGCGCAAGCCAGACAAGACGGGGAACACUUCGACGGCCGUGGUGACGGACAAGAACGAUCACCGCAACUUCGUGGAAGUGCGUAAGAAACCGGCGGGCCGAGCGAGCGGGGCACGCGCCGCGAUACUGACCACCUCCAGGGACCACAGACGAACUCGAGCGAAGCCCCGUGCCGUCGAGACGCCCGCGACGGCCUCCGUCCCGCCUCCCGCGCCCGAGCCGCCGGACGUCGACUCCAACGCUCACACGGUCCCGUCCGACCUCGAGGUGCUGCUGUCCGAGAGCGAGUUCCUGUUCUCGGACGCGUGACGAAGGGCACUCGACCCCGUCCGCCCAGCGUGUCUGCUUCCGGCCCUCUUCCGUUACAUCGGCUCUUUGUCGUUCCUCUGUCCUGCGUGAACCUGCGGUAGACGCACCUCGUUCUUUGUCAUGUGCCAAAUACGAACAGUUUCCAGCAGCCAUAGCUGUGUAAAUAGAGCUUUAAAAAAAUUGAAAAAGUAUUUUGGCCAAAUCAGAAUGUAAUUUGGUCAUAACAUAGUAGAAUUUGACGAGUUAGUAUGAGGUUGUAAUAAAUGUAGACUUUAACAGAAUAACUGCCCACUGUAACCUUUGAAACAAUUCUUCUCAGGAGUUUCACUUGUUAAGUAAUUCAGCUAGUGGUCUGUGUUUCGAGUAUUAUUUUAUAUGCUACUUUUAAGGCUGUGUAUAUAGUCACACCCCCUGGUAGUUUAGUUCUAGUGGCGACUAGUGCUUCAGUGAUGAGGCAACUCACCAUUUCACUACAACUGAAAUCAGUUGAUUUAAGCUUUAUCCUUGAUGCGUGUUCAACUCGAGGAUACAUGUUCAACACUGAAACAUAAAACAGGUCAAGUACACCAAAAGUCAUGUGACAAGUUUUGCACGGGCCAGUAGUAAAGAGUCAUCAUGAACCCACAGAAUAGUAAACGGAAGGCAGGAAUGAACUUUGGACGAUGGCAUUAACAUUGUAUUUGCUGGUGUGCAAGAAAAUGAAUCAGUAUAAAUAGAUAUUCCAGCUGUACAAAUCGAGCUGCAGUGGUUGUUCUAGUCUUCCAGAAUGCUUUCUAUCACUUCUCUACUCUCCUGACCUGCAGUUUUUGUUUUGAUCAGGUGUGGUCAGUGAGGCGUCUAUAUUACUUCACGACUCACAUUUUACAGAUUCCAAAAAUAAUCAUCAGCCAAUACUGAUUCAAUUCAUCAAUUAAUUAUUGGUAAUUAAUGAUAAUUAUAUACACUGAUAUCAAAUAAAUUUUAAUAACAAUGAUGUUGGGUCUAUAUAGAUGAGAACUAGCAGAAUUUUAUUUUUGUGGUGAAAAAGUUGAUUAAAAAAAUGGGAGAAUCAGAAAGGGGAGGGUGAAUAUUUUUAUGAUCCUUUCUUUAAAUAAAACACAAUAAUCUUCUUUCACUUUGACUAUCGCAAGUCUAAAUUUUAUUUUUAAUGAGAAGAAUAGUACGAAGAAUUGAUGUAGGAUCAUGUGAGUGUUGGGUGGAGGGGGGGGGGUGUUUAUUGGCCAAUAACUGCCGCGGAGACAAUUCACAGUUUAAGGUGCCGCUCCUCAGGUAGUCAGGAUAAGGUUACAAAAUUAAGAAGAGCAGAUCAGCAGUCUUCAAUAAAACUUGGUUCUGUGCCUUGAAUCUAUAAAUGAACUGUGGAUUGCACUUGCUGAGGUAGCGAUGUCAUGCUUGUUUCUCGCAGUAGUCGCCACUAGAGGUCUGGAUAGCCUCAGGGACACUGGAAAUGGUCGGCAACAGAUCUACAGUGGAGCACAUUGGUGCCUUGCUUAUUUGUGUUGCACAAGUGGUCAAGAUUUGGUUAGUUCUGAUCUGAUCAUCUUCUUAUCUUUGUUCUUUGAUGAUACUCAUAAUACCUACGAAAAAUGAGCUUGUAAAAGUGCAGUUCAUCAUAUUGUCAUUACUAACAUUGGCUUACUGAAACUCAAUUCUCACUCUCACAUACCUUUGUACAGUAACCUACUUUGCAAGGAUGUGAUUUACCAAUGAAACGUCAUUUAGAUUUAAUAAGUAAGUUUAUGGUAAGUAUCAAAGCUAAAAUGCACUGUUUGAUGAAUUGCAUAAGCUGUGAUGUUAAGGUCAGUUUGAUCUAAAUAAAUGCCUAAGGUAACUAACAGAUUUAAUAGAAUAAGGUUUAAUACCUUGUUCGUCAAAAUAGCUUCGCAAAUAACUCAUUUUUUUAACCAAUUUUGAAAGAGAAAAAUGGUUUCUGUGAGUCAUCCUUAAAAGAUAGACAUAUGCUAUCACUGACUUUUCUGUAAGCCUUUUUAAGACCUACAAUUUUGUAGUUCAUUAAUUUGAUGUAUAAGUCAGCAUAAGCCAUGUAAGUACUCUAAUAGCAUCUUUUUACAACUUAAUUACAAAACAUCAAGAUUUCUCUACUAUCUUCAAAUUUAACAUGAAUCUAUUAGGCACAUAAACCUUCCGGGAGAAAUUCUUGAAAUGAUAGUAUAAACUGUAUCAUAAUCCAUUGUGUAGUUUAGACAGACAGACAUCCAGACGAACACAAAUAGCAGCUUUUUUUUAUACUAUUUAAAGUGAAAGGUGGAAACAUUUCAUGUAGUUUUCUCAUUUUCAUUGAGGAGCUUAAAAAAGUUCUUAACCUUAAUGGCAUUUUGUAAAAUGUGUGCCAAACCAUUUUCAGGGUCCUUGCAGUUAUUUAUUUAUGAAAACUGAAAUAAUAAAGUGUGAUCUUAACUAGUUAAGUCUAAAUAUCAUCUUCCUGCAGUCUACAAAUUACUUUGUUUACAAAGUUAGAAACUGUUACAAUUUUUGUAGAUUGUUAAUUAUAAUUAAUUUAUUCAUACAUUCCAGUGAUGUCAUUUACUUCGGAAAAUGAUUGUGAUAAUUUAUGAAAUUUUGUUGGUAUAUUAACAUAUAUUAGAAAAAUGUAGUUUUUAUAUUUAAUCUUCAUUUUUUAUCAAAUGCUGUUUUGGAAGUGUUAAAUUUUUAUAUUGACUGAUAAUGCUUUGUUUUUAUUUGUACUUAAAGAAGUAUUAAUUUAAUCACUAGAAACUGUAGCAAAAUAUAUGUGAAAUAAUGUUAAGUAUUUAUGUGGUGUAGUCGUGAUAUCCUUGGUAUGUUUACUUUACGAAAAUAUUGGCCUCUAUUUUAGUGAUAUUUGUUGAAACAUUGUCAGCAGCAAUGCCAGUGCUUUGUUUCAGGCCUACUUGCACACUUUUGUUCACUUCAGCUCUGGCGACAGUAUGUUGUUGUUGCCGUGAAGAUAUUAGCAACAGACAGUGAUUUGUGAACGUACCUUUUUACUUACAUCUGCGACCUGAGUCCUUCACUCUGAUUGCUGUGAAGAAACUGCGUCGGAACUGUACAUUGCUGUCGUCCACAGAACAAAAGUGGUAAUUAUUUUGUCGCCUAGCUUGGAAAUCAAACGGAAACUCAAUUCCAAAUCCUGCCAAAGCCACAUGAAGCCUUCCUGCGUUCAGUGCUCGGGAUCGACCGAGCACCGACCGAAAAAAAAAAAAAAAGAACUUAUCUUUGAAGCUGUUUUUUCUAACUUAUUUUGCUAGAAGAAUAAAAUUUUCUACCAUG
Messenger RNA from Bacillus rossius redtenbacheri, 6588 nucleotides. RefSeq names its product disintegrin and metalloproteinase domain-containing protein 10. Lineage: Eukaryota; Metazoa; Arthropoda; Insecta; Phasmatodea; Bacillidae. Bases 238 to 3318 code for a protein of 1026 amino acids. Gene Ontology annotation, cellular component: plasma membrane. The record is from RefSeq and is a predicted model, not a curated record. Gene Ontology annotation, biological process: Notch signaling pathway; membrane protein ectodomain proteolysis. Gene Ontology annotation, molecular function: metalloendopeptidase activity. The transcript has 14 exons.